AGCGGGGCAGGUCGUUCUUCCCAGGCGACGGAAAGGCGCCCGGCUGCCUCGGCGGGGAACUUGCAGAGGGGAGAGAGUCAAGAGCCUCCCCGUCCGCGCCCCACGUCCACGGCUCGGCUAAGGCGAGUGGAGGCCCGCCGAGGGCGCACAUGGAGCAAGGCGAGGUGGGAAGGAAGAGGCGGGCAGGCAGGGAAGAGGAGGAGGAGUCCGGCGCCUCCUCCAGCAGGCAGGGCGAGUGGCAAGCGCCGAAGGACGUCCGCUUUUCUCUUGCCACCGUGCCCAAGCUCCUGAGGAGCGGUGUUUCAUUGCUUUGGCCUCCAAACAGGAGGGGGGCAGCUAAACGGGAUGCCAGGAGGUGACAUGGCAAAGCCACUCCUUGGUCAUCAGAAUGGGGAGAGUGACUCGAAUCUGGUCGCAACUGCUGGCAGCAAGACCGUCAGCAUUCUGGGAAGUGGUGAUUUUGCACGCUCUCUGUCUAUGCGUCUCGUGUGCUCAGGUUUCAAGGUGGUGAUUGGAAGCCGGAAUCCAAAGCGCAAUAUGAGUCUCUUCCCUUCAGCAGCCGAAGUGACUUUCCAGGCAGAUGCUAUAAAGAAGACAGAUAUUAUCUUUGUGGCAAUUUUCAGAGAACACUACACCACGCUCUGUGACCUUAGCGACGAGCUGUCUGGCAAAAUAUUGGUGGAUGUUAGCAACAAUGCUGAAAUAAACCACCACAAGGAAUCAAAUGCGGAGUACUUGGCAUCGCUGUUCCCAACAUGCACUGUUGUCAAAGGAUUUAAUGUCAUAUCAGCAUGGACCCUGCAGUCAGGUCCCAGGGAUGGGAAUAAGCAGGUCUUUAUUUGCUCAGACAACCAGGAAGCCAAACGUGCCAUUGCUGAAAUUUCUCACAUGCUGGGGUUCACUCCUGUGGACAUGGGCUCCUUGACCGCAGCUCGUGAAAUUGAGAAUAUUCCUCUGCGACUCCUCCCUGCCUGGAAGAUCCCUGUCUUCUUGGCCUUGGGUCUGUUUCUGUGCUUCUAUACCUACAACUUCAUCCGGCAAGUUUUGCACCCUUUCAUUCGGGACCAUAAGAACAAGUUCUACAAGAUCCCCGUGGAGGUCAUCAACACUACACUGCCUUGUGUCGCCUACGUUAUGCUGUCCCUCGUCUACCUUCCUGGAGUGCUCGCUGCAAUCUUUCAACUGUACUACUGCACUAAAUACAGGCGCUUCCCAGACUGGCUUGACCAGUGGCUACAGCACAGGAAACAGAUUGGCCUUCUAAGUUUCUUCUGUGCUGCCUUGCAUGCAGCGUACAGCUUUUGCCUACCCAUGCGACGGUCCCAUCGUUACCUGUUACUCAAUGAUGCUGUCAAGCAGGCACUAGAGAAGAAAGAAAAUGCCUGGAUAGAAGAGGAGGUCUGGAGGAUGGAGAUUUACAUCUCUUUUGGCAUCAUGGCCUUGGGUUUGCUCUCCUUACUUGCCAUAACAUCACUUCCUUCGAUCUCCAAUGCUCUCAAUUGGAGGGAAUUCAGUUUCAUUCAGGUAAAGAAUAUGUUUACAGGGGAGGAAGUCCUGUCUGCUUGAUGCUAGCCCUCAGUUUCUCCACCACCACUACCCUGCCACUUUCGGUUUUCUAUGACCUGUUAGCCCUUCCCCCCCCCCCCCUUUUCUUGCCGUACUACUUUCUCUUCGUUUUCCAGCCAUGGGUGCUUUUUUAUCCCCCACUGACCUUUCUGUCCCUUUUCUUGUGCCCCCUCCCCCCAUAACUUUCUCUUUCAUUUUGAGACUCCCGUGGCUGUCUUUUCCAUUUGUUGCCACUACCACAUCUUUCUCUGGAGUCCCUCUAUUGGUACAUUCCUUGCUUUUCCAUGCCAAGGUUGCUAAGCGACCCACAACACUAUCCAUGAUUUCACUUAACUACUUAGUGCACAUCUGGGGGUUAUCCCAGAUUUGUAAAUUUCCCUUCCCUGGUUAUAUGCCCAACAAAAACCAUAAAUGCCAUGGGAAGCUGUACACUAAAAGUGUGUGCUUAGAAAAACCUGUACUGACAAGAAUACUGUGGGCAAAAGGAUUUGAAGAUUAACAGCCCAAUCCUAAUGGUGGGGCCAAAUUGUGUCUUGGAGGUAGCACAGGGCCACACUGUCGUGUUCACUCCCUUCACCAGCACAAAAGACACUUCCACCGGCAGAGCGGGGUAAAGAUGCCAGUGACCAGCUGCCCCUCAGCUCUGCAGUAGUAAAACCAGGAAAUCUGGGCCAUUGUAAAGCUGCACUGGGCUCCAGUUGGUUGCUAGUCCAGGGGGUGUGGGUGGGGCAUUCCUGGAAGCAGUCAGCUUCCUCCCAGGUUUGAGAACAGUUUCACAGCAGCCUGGGGUUUGGACUUACGUCACCCUUUCGGGUGCUGUAAGUCCAUUAAGCCCUAUGGAGGGCUUUCCGGUGGCGGGGUAUUUUUCUGCCUCCCUGUACUGCCAGAAAGCCCUCUGUAGGCAGCAGGGAAGCGCUGUCCCUGGUUACCUUGGGCUGUAAGUUCUAUAUCUUAAAUAAAUACAUAGGAUCUUUUGGGGAGCGCCCUUCCACACGUGCAAAUUUCUUACAAAGAGCCCAAGGCAAAUUCUAAAUUUUUGUUCUGUUUGCAGACAUGCAAAAGCUCCAUCUUCAUUUUUAAAUCUAACCAAGGACAGCAUCUAUGUCCCCAUGUAAGUGCAGCUGUGCUUGCAGAAUGGGCUUAGCCUUGGGCUUAAUGGAAGCUUCCAUUCUCCUGCCUAGCAUACGCAUCACAGCGCACCAACCAUCAAAACUGAAGGCAUUGUAUUCAGCUAUUCAUCCCUUUCCUCACUGGACCUGCAGCUGCAGGUUACUGCACAAGUGGCUGCUACACAGAGAAUAACUAUUACCCGAAUUGUGUUUCUCAAAAUUACACAGGAAGCAAAGAGACUUUAUAGUUUUCUCUUCCAUAACUUUAUCAAACUCUGCUUUUCCAUUGUUGCUGUACUCAUAAAAUGCAUUAUAUGCAAGUGAAAUAGGAAAUAAGUUUGGAAAACAACAAAUUACUAUUGCAACUUCCUGGCGAGUUUUAGGUUCUUUAAAGAUAACUUUAAAAGCUUUAUUUGUUUUCUUUAUGUUUCUUCAGAUUUUUUAGGAAUUUAAAUCAUUGGUGGGUGUUCAAGGGCCAUUGUAAAGCUGCACUGGAGUCCAGUUGGUUGCUAGUACAGGGGGUGGGGGUGGGGCAUUCCUGGGAGCAGAGCCAAUGCUAGUCAGCUUCCCCCCAGGUUUGACCUCAUGGUCAAAAAAUCAUGUGAUACUCACAGGGGCAUA
Molecule: messenger RNA, 3296 nt
Organism: Sphaerodactylus townsendi
Lineage: Eukaryota; Metazoa; Chordata; Lepidosauria; Squamata; Sphaerodactylidae
Gene: STEAP3
Product: STEAP3 metalloreductase
Exons: 5
Coding region: 346-1566 (406 amino acids)
Biological process (GO): copper ion import
Cellular component (GO): plasma membrane; endosome
Molecular function (GO): ferric-chelate reductase (NADPH) activity; cupric reductase (NADH) activity
Source: RefSeq, a predicted model, not a curated record